AUGGCUGAUAUUCCUGCCUACGAAGAUGUGGCUGGUUGCUCAGCUGCCUUGUUUGAAUGGGCAGAGAGCUAUGACACCAAGGACUGGGACCGUCUCCGCAAAUGCGUAGCACCGACUUUGAGGGCAAGUAUAUCCGGCCCACCUCUCGUUCGGUACGUUGUUAAUGUCAUCCAGGUCGAUUACCGCUCUUUCCUCGACAAGAUAUGGGAAGACAUGCCAGCCGAUCAGUUCAUCGCAAUGGCCUCGGAUCCGAAGUUCCUCGGGAAUCCUCUGCUGAAGACGCAGCAUUUCAUCGGCGCGUCCAGAUGGCAACAGGUUUCCGAGACGGAGAUCACCGGCCGCCACCAGGUCCGCGUGCCGCAUCAGAAGUACACCGACGAGUCGCGCAAGACGGUUGCGGUCAAGGGCCACUCGCACGGUGGGGCAACCAUGUGGUAUAAGAAAGUUGACAGUGUCUGGAAGUUCGCCGGUCUCUGUCCGGACAUCAGGUGGUUUGAGUAUGAUUAUGACCAAGUCUUCGCGGAUACCAAGGUUCACUUUAAUGAAGAGGACGGCGCGAGGGAUACCCAACACCACUAG
Messenger RNA from Lasiodiplodia theobromae, 579 nucleotides. RefSeq names its product Short-chain dehydrogenase/reductase SDR. The record is from RefSeq and is a predicted model, not a curated record. Lineage: Eukaryota; Fungi; Ascomycota; Dothideomycetes; Botryosphaeriales; Botryosphaeriaceae. Gene Ontology annotation, biological process: melanin metabolic process. Bases 1 to 579 code for a protein of 192 amino acids. The transcript is spliced from 3 exons. Gene Ontology annotation, molecular function: scytalone dehydratase activity.